Neopsephotus bourkii (Bourke's parrot) is the source of this 2171-nucleotide messenger RNA. It is a transcript of the gene FUBP3, whose product is annotated as far upstream element binding protein 3. Gene Ontology annotation, molecular function: mRNA binding. The transcript is spliced from 19 exons. The coding region runs from base 462 to 1766 and encodes 434 amino acids. Gene Ontology annotation, cellular component: cytoplasm; nucleus. Gene Ontology annotation, biological process: regulation of gene expression. The record is from RefSeq and is a predicted model, not a curated record. NCBI's taxonomy places the organism in Eukaryota, Metazoa, Chordata, Aves, Psittaciformes, Psittacidae.
UGCGACGGCGGGUGGGCGCGGGCCAUGGCGGAGCUGGCGCAGGGGCAGAGCGCAGCGCCCGUGGGGAUCAAGCCCGAGGGGUUCGUGGACGCGCUGCACCGGGUCCGGCAGGUUGCACUUUAUUCAUGCUUAAUAACAGCACUGCAGUGAGAUGUAAGACAGCUGAAUACCAGGACCACAGCCUAGCUGGUGCUUAAAGACGUGACUUUAUUCCUUCCAGUGUUAAAGGCCAGAUUGCUGCUAAAAUUGGAGAUAUUCCUCACUUGAAUAAUUCUACAACACUUGUGGACCCAUCAGUCUACGGUUAUGGAGUGCAGAAACGGCCCCUGGAUGAUGGAGGUCUCCGUGUAAGUGGGCUUCAUGGAGCACAGAUAAGAGACGCAGAGAGAAUAGGUAACCAGUUAGGGGCCCUGGUACAUCAAAGGGCUGUAAUAACAGAAGAGUUCAAAGUGCCUGAUAAAAUGGUUGGAUUUAUAAUCGGCAGGGGAGGAGAACAGAUCUCACGGAUUCAGGCAGAGUCUGGCUGCAAAAUUCAGAUUGCUCCAGACAGUGGUGGGAUGCCUGAGAGGCCCUGUGUACUCACCGGGACACCAGAGAGCAUUGAACAAGCAAAACGGCUACUGGGGCAGAUUGUAGAUCGCUGUCGGAACGGACCUGGUUUUCACAACGAUGUUGAUGGCAACAGUACGAUUCAGGAGAUUUUGAUCCCGGCAUCCAAAGUGGGUCUAGUCAUCGGCAAAGGAGGUGAAACAAUAAAACAGUUGCAGGAGCGAACAGGUGUGAAAAUGAUCAUGAUCCAAGACGGUCCAUUGCCUACUGGAGCAGAUAAACCUCUCCGUAUUACUGGAGAUGCAUUUAAAGUACAGCAAGCGAGGGAAAUGGUACUGGAGAUCAUCCGAGAGAAAGAUCAGGCAGACUUCCGAGGCGUACGCAAUGAUUUCAGUUCUAGAAUGGGAGGAGGCAGCAUAGAGGUCUCUGUGCCCAGGUUUGCUGUUGGAAUUGUGAUAGGAAGAAAUGGCGAAAUGAUCAAAAAGAUUCAGAAUGAUGCUGGAGUUAGGAUUCAAUUUAAACCAGAUGAUGGGAUUAGUUCUGAAAGAGUCGCACAGGUCAUGGGGCUUCCUGAUAGGUGUCAACACGCAGCACACAUCAUCAGUGAGCUCAUUCUCACAGCACAGGAGCGAGAUGGCUUUGGAAGCUUGGCUGUCACCCGAGGAAGAGGUCGUGGCCGUGGUGACUGGAGUGUUGGGACACCUGGAGGCAUGCAGGAGAUAACCUACACUGUGCCAGCUGACAAGUGUGGUCUCGUUAUAGGCAAAGGUGGUGAGAACAUCAAGAGCAUAAAUCAGCAGUCGGGAGCCCACGUGGAGCUCCAGAGAAACCCACCUCCAAACACAGACCCCGGUGUACGAAUAUUCACAAUCAGAGGAGUUCCCCAGCAAAUUGAGCUCGCUAGACAUCUCAUAGAUGAGAAAGUUGGUGGUACCAGCAUGGGUGGACCUGGAGGAUUUGGUCAAAGUCCGUUCAGCCAAGCACCCGCUACACCUCAUCAAAAUGGUCCUCAGGCGUUCAUGACGCAGGGUUGGGGCAGUACCUACCAGACGUGGCAGCAGCCUGGACAGCAAGUCCCAAGUCAUGCUGCCAGUGCUGCUUCUCAGGCAAGUUCCCAGCCGGACUACACAAUGGCUUGGGCAGAGUAUUACAGACAGCAAGCUGCUUACUAUGGGCAGACACUAGGGCAGGCUCAGGCCCACAGCCAGGAGCAGUAGAACAAGGUCCUCGUGGCAAUUUUCUUUGGGGUUUGUUUCGGGGGUUGUUUUUUUUUUGUUUCGUUUUCUUUUUCCCUUGGAAUCAUUGUGGAAGAAAAACCUUUUUGUAACAGAGGUUUCUAGAUUUGCAGCCUUUUGAUGAAGACUUUUCUGUUUGUGAAACACUAGUGGUAGGAUAAAUCUGUACUGAACUUCGCUAAAGAAUCAGGAGCAAUUCAGUCACGUACUAAACUCACGGACGCGCUGGUCAUUUUUUGUGUCCAAAUUCGUUUUAAAGCGAGAAAUCAUGAGAAUCAAUAAUAAUAAACCUCCGGGAUCCUUUUUGGAGAGAAGCCAGAGAAUUUGCCGGCACCAAAACGCACCCCAGAGCUGUGACAUUUCAACACGUUGGGUCAUUUUUGUGUG